Molecule: messenger RNA, 2263 nt
Organism: Poecilia reticulata (guppy)
Lineage: Eukaryota; Metazoa; Chordata; Actinopteri; Cyprinodontiformes; Poeciliidae
Source: RefSeq, a predicted model, not a curated record
GUAUCUUUUCUUUUUCAAAGCAUUUAACAGAAUCGCCGCUAUUGGCCAGUAUGUGGCAGUCUUAGAUAGGACUUGUAAAUAUUCCUCCCCUUUACAUGUGAUCUCUCAGACAAUAAAAAACCCUCAACGCCUGCAGUUCGUUGAACGKAUCUAUUCCUCCWSAAGCUUAAACCGCCUCAUCUUUUUUGGACGGAUAUUUAAAGCAGUUUWRACGUUUUCCGCCUAUUUUCURCUGGAUUUCGAAUCGGAAUAUCCCCRUUACGCAAUGAGACGAGAAGUGCUGCUACUCUUCUGCGUUUUCUGCGUGGACGUGGUUUCAGGGCAGGUCAGCUUUUCUAUUCCCGAGGAAAUGGCGAAAGGCUCGUUAGUCUGUAACAUUGCUCAGGAUUUAGGUUUAGAAUUAAAAAGGCUGAAGUCGGGCAAUGCUCAUCUUUAUUCGGGGGACAGUGGAGAAUACAUCGAGCUAAGCAGGGAAAGGGGUGUCCUCCUUAUCAAAGAGAGAAUAGACAGAGAGGCAUUGUGCGGAGACAUGACUCCCUGUGCUCUACAUUUACAGAUGAUCUUGGAAAAUCCGAUGGAGUUAUUUCGAAUAACUGUAGAGAUUACCGACAUUAACGAUAAURUGCCCAGCUUUGCGUCGACUAAGAAACGUUUUGAAAUCAGCGAGUCGGCCUUUGUUGGGUCAAAAUUUGUCUUGGAAAAAGCUUCGGAUGCUGACAUUGGCGUGAACGGUCUUCAAAGCUAUUUGCUUGAACCAACAASCAAUUUUGCUCUUAAACUAGAGAAUCAAGCGGAUGGGAGUAAAAAGGUAGAAAUGAUUUUACAGAAGCCUCUAGAUCGAGAGAAAGARAGAGAAAUAUCUUUGUUACUGACUGCUGUGGACGGCGGGGAGCCGCGAAUGUCAGGUACAAUGCAGAUAACUGUUAAUGUGUUAGAUGYAAAUGACAAUGCACCAGUUUUCAYUAAAUCCGUCUACAAGACGACAUUAGUGGAGAAUUCUCCGCGUGGGACAAGUGUUAUUGCUGUUAGAGCUUCAGACAAAGAUGAAGGGUUAAACGGGCAGGUUUCAUACACGAUUACAAAAAGCAAGCAACGAUUUUCCGAGCUCUUUCAAAUCGAUAGAAAAUCCGGGGAGGUUAUUUUGACAGGAGAAAUAGAUUAUGAAAAGGCGAAGCUCUUACAAAUAGACGUCGAGGCUACAGAUAACGGGGGGCUUUCUGAUUCCAGUAAGAUUGUAAUUGAUGUGAUUGACAUUAAUGACAACAGUCCCCAGUUAAAAAUACUCUCAAAAUCACCAUCUGUUUUAGAAAAUGCGCCUGAGAAUACUGUGAUUGCCAUGCUGAGCGUAAACGAUCCUGAUUCCGAAAGAAAUGGCGAGGUAAAGUGUAAAAUUAGUGAUGAAAUUCCUUUGACAAUAAAGGACGCAAAGAACGGAUUUUAUAGUUUAGAAACAGGCGUAGCUUUAGAUAGAGAAGAAACACCCCAAUUUAAUAUCACUGUGACCUGUUCUGAUGAAGGCGUACCCUCCCUCUCCAGCAGCGUCACUCUCACUUUGCAGAUCUCUGAUGUGAAUGACAACUCACCUAUCUUUGAAAGGAGCUCAUAUGACGCCUACAUUGUAGAAAACAACACGCCAGGUGUCUCUGUAUUCACAGUUAAAGCUACAGACGCUGACUGGAACCAGAAUGCCCGUGUAUCUUACAUUCUGAUGGACUCCUCUGUUAACGGAGUGCCAGUCUCCUCAUAUAUUUCUGUUAGUGCUGAUAGUGGAGUCAUCCAUGCAGUUCGCUCUUUUGACUACGAGCAGAUAAAAGAUUUCCAGUUCUGCGUGAAAGCGCAGGAUGGAGGCUCUCCUCCGCUCAGCAGUAACGUGACUAUAAAAAUCCUGAUCCAGGAUCAGAAUGAUAACCCCCCUCAGGUUCUGUACCCAGUCCAGACUGGUGGUUCCAUGGUGGCUGAAAUGGUGUCUCGUUCAGCAGAUGUGGGCUACCUGGUGACUAAAGUAGUGGCUGUGGAUGUGGACUCUGGACAAAAUGCCUGGCUCUCCUAUAAACUCCAGAAAGCCACAGACAGAGCGCUGUUUGAAGUGGGCUUACAGAAUGGAGAAAUAAGAACUAUCCGUCAGGUGACUGAUAAAGAUGCUGUGAAACAAAGACUGACUGUCAUAGUGGAGGACAACGGGCAGCCCUCUCGUUCAGCUACAGUCAUUGUUAACGUGGCGGUGGCGGACAGCUUUCCUGAAGUGUUGUCGGAGUUCACUGAC